GAGUAACGAUAACCCCCUGCUCCCCCAGGGCUGCUGCAGGAACACACAGGAAAACAAGAGAAACGAGGAAACACUCGACUGCUCACGGAGUUGAGGAGAAGCACAUGACUCUUGUCUCAAAGGGGGAUAAACAUUUUCUUCCGUGGGAGACAUCUGACAAGAAAGGAAACUCCACUUAAAAGAGGAUAACUGGACGUGCUGGACAUCUUUCACAAAGGGAAAAUGGAUGUAAUGGACUGUGGAUGCCAGUAGAGGUAUACUGUGGAGUAGCUGUAUGAUUUUCUUCACUCAACAUAAAACCACUCAAACUGAGCACUCUUGAACAUUUAGGGACCUUUGAUUUUCCCUGUCUGUUGAACAUGUUGAAUUAACAGCUCACUGCUGAGGAGAACUUUGCCACUGUUUGUUUCCUGCCUGGUGUAAAGAUGUAUAACCGCAGCGCACCAUUCAUGUGUGAUAAGAGUGAUGACUUCAAAUACCCUCUCUACAGCGCGGUCUUCAGCCUGGUGUUUAUCGUUGGACUUUUCUUCAACAUGGUGGCUGCAUACAUUUUCGGCUGUACGCUGAAGCUGCGCAAUGAGACCACGACGUACAUGAUAAACCUUAUUGUUUCAGACUCUUUCUUUGUUCUCAGCCUGCCUUUUCGGAUUGCGUACUUUGUCAAACGCGACUGGGUGUUUGGAAGCGUGCUCUGCAAGAUCUCUGUGGCCCUGUUCUACACCAACAUGUACGGCAGCAUCCUCUUCCUCACCUGCAUCAGUGUCGACCGUUUUCUGGCCAUUGUGUACCCGUUUCGGUCCCAGAAAAUACGCAGCAAAAGGAACGCCAAACUGGCCUGUGUGGCGGUGUGGGUGAUGGUUCUUUCUGGAAGUAUACCCACGGGGUUCCUUUUGGACACCACUUCACCAAACAAUACAAACUCUUCCAACAAUUAUUGCUUUGAAAACUACUCAAAAAAACAGUGGAAGUCCGAGCUGUCCAAGGUGGUGGUGUUUAUUGAGACCGUGGGCUUCAUCCUCCCACUGCUGGUGAACGUCUUCUGCUCAAUCAGCGUGCUACGGACCCUUAGGAAACCUCAGACCAUCAGCCGUGGUGGGAACCUCAACAAGACAAAGAUCUUGAGGAUGGUCGUCGUGCACGUGCUCAUCUUCUGCUUCUGCUUCAUUCCCUACAAUGUUAAUCUAAUAUUCUACGCCAUGGUUCGCUCCAACGUGCUAAAGGGCUGCUAUGCAGAAUACGUGGUCAGAACCAUCUACCCCAUUGCUCUGUGCAUAGCAGUGACCAACUGUUGCUUUGAUCCAGUCAUUUACUACUUCACCUCAGAGACGAUUCAGAGCUCCAUCAAACGAAAGGCUACAGUGUUGCACAACGGUGCCAAGUUUUUCGACAGACUACAGCUGGAUAGCUCGAAUAGCAGCUCGAAUACAACACCCAAAAGCACGACCCUGAGGAGUAUAAGAGCCAAACAGUUUGACGAUGAGUCCACAGUCUAAUGACAAGGCUACUGACUAAUAAUAAAGAGACGACGGAUGGUAAAGCUUGAUUUGAAUCACGCAAACAAAAUGGUUACUAAGGAGCCACUCCCAUCCACCGCACACAGCAGAGACUUUAGACUGGGACUUAACUCACUGAUCCCUAUUCAGUCAGUGGAAGAGUGGAACAAGACAAAGAGAAGGAAUUUGAAUUAAAGUGUGUUGCUGCAUAAUUAUUGUUGUUUUUUAAGGCCACAACAAAGUUAGAAAACUCUUCAAUGAGUUUAGAGCGUGCAUUAGUGAAAAUGGCAGGUGGUGCUUCAAAUAUGUCUCAACUUUUGCACAAAAGACGUUGUAUUUGUAAUUUUAUUCCCGAGAGCUAACUCUCCUUUGGAACAUGUACCUUUGACAACACUGAACCAGUAUUAAUGUACUGUACUGUGCAGUUUCUAAGUGUUAUUUGUGGCCGCAUUAAGGCUUUUAAGCACUUUCUCGAGCAGCAUGUUCUAUAACAGCUUUUACUCGUAUACUGGAAGUGAAUAAAAAUGUUGAUAAUUUUUUAA
This is a messenger RNA of Stegastes partitus (bicolor damselfish), 2035 nucleotides long. RefSeq names its product lysophosphatidic acid receptor 6b (gene lpar6b). Gene Ontology annotation, biological process: phospholipase C-activating G protein-coupled receptor signaling pathway; positive regulation of Rho protein signal transduction. The record is from RefSeq and is a predicted model, not a curated record. The transcript has a single exon. NCBI's taxonomy places the organism in Eukaryota, Metazoa, Chordata, Actinopteri, Pomacentridae. Gene Ontology annotation, molecular function: lysophosphatidic acid receptor activity. Gene Ontology annotation, cellular component: plasma membrane. Bases 426 to 1493 code for a protein of 355 amino acids.